AUGGUCUGUUGCUGCUAUUGUUGCAAGCAGCGAAGAGAAAGGAGAAAUAUUGAUGACAUGACAAGGAUGACACCUCAAGCCCCUGAAAAGAGCAGCAAAAAGAGCAGUGAAGCAAUAGGGAAGAGCAGUGCCACACAGGGCACUGAGCUGAGAAUGUGGCUUGCGGUUGCAAUUCUGAUUUCCCUUGCUGCACGCUGGGCUGUGGAGGAGGCAACUGUCGGGGAAGGAAUCCCUUGCUCAAAGUACCAGACAGCUUACAAGUAUUCAUGCUAUGAGUUUGUUAGACUCCAGCGCACCUUCACAAGUGCCCAGAGCUGGUGCGAGAGAGGAGGGGGGCACCUUGUCUUUAUUGAAGAUGAGGAAACUCAAGACUUCUUGCAGAAACAUCUCUCUGAGGACCAGGAAUGGUGGAUAGGACUGAUCUCAGACUCCUUGCUGAAUGAAACUUCUGAUGGGUCAGUGAUCUGGCUGGACACUUCAAAUAUAAGCUACAGUAACUGGUAUGUGGAUCAACCAUCUCCCUUUUCAUCCACAUGUGGGUACAUCCUGAAGAAUGCCAAGCAUCAGUGGGGUAUGACUGAAAAUUGCAGCCAGGAAUUUGGCUUCAUUUGCGAAUUUGAAUCUGGCCAGAGCAUUGCUUGUAAUAACUACAAUGCCACUGUACAGUGUGGAUCAGGAGAAGUUAUUGAAAUUGGAGAGAGUUUCUAUGGGCGGAAGACCCCUCACUACUGUGUGUUGGAGACGCCUCUCCAGUAUGAUAUGGACAAAGACUGUAGCUGGAUCAGUGUCAAAGAUGAAGUAGCAGGACAGUGUCAUGGUCUCCAGGCCUGCCAGGUGGCAGCGGAUGGCUCUUUCUUUGGUGAUCCUUGUCCAGCUUCGGGAAGCUAUUUGUCUAUUCAGUACUACUGCAAGGAAGGUCUGCAGCUGGCUGUAACAGAAGCGAGCUUUGCCUCUGAGGACAUCACAGUCACUCUGACCUGGAUGCUCUCUCCAUACUCUGGCAACCUCUCAUGCAUCAUUAGCACUGGAGAUGGACACAGUAUUGAUCCCUAUUACCCUCCAAUGCUGGUCAGCAAUGUCACACACACAUAUUCAUCUCCUGGAGAGUUUAUUGUUUUUGUGGAAUGUACAACCAGUGAAUGGCACGUGACAGCUCAGAAACGGGUGACUGUUCAGGAUAAGAAGGAUCAACUUAGCAUUACUGGGUGCUAUAGCCAGUAUGAAUCUGGGAACAGCUCUUACUGCCGCACUCUAUAUGGAGAGUUGUUAUGGAUUCAAGUAGAACUCAGUGGAGGUAAUGAAGUGACCUACAUCAUAUUAGCAGAUAACAAGACAGUCACCGAAUCCAGUGCAAAAGAAGGAAUUGUCCCUCACAAUCUGACACUCAACAGUACCUUGCAAGAGCUACUAGGCCCUGGGAUACACCAGCUGGAAAUCCGGGCAUCCAGGAACAAAUCCACAUCUGAGCUCUCAAAGAGCAUUGCUGUUCACUUCGUUGAGCCAGUAUCUGGUCUUCAGGCUACUUUAGCUUCUCACACUGUGGAGCUGGGGGAGAAUUUAGAGAUAAAUGUCUCUGUGUCGCAUGGAGCCCCAGACAAAGUGAAGUUUGAGGUUGUGGGAUCCAAUGAAACAAACUCCCACGAGGAAGACUGCCCUCACGGAGAGCCUCGAACAUACCGCAUCCCUGUGUACUCUGAAGGUACUUUCCUAGUAAAAGUGGUGGCCAUGAAUGCCUUCUCCAACAUGAGUGUGGAUAUUGGACUCAUCUACGUGCUGGCAAACAGUUCCCUUGAAGAAGAUUCUGCUAAUGUUAAAGGUAGUUCCAGAACAAAUACCCAGAAGACAAACGAUCACAAAAGAAAAAACAAAAUGUAUAUUAAACCAAGUCGUCAUGUGGAUCCUUUCACAACUGUUACACUCGGCUGGCCUGGCAACAGUGAUAAUUCUAGUUUCCUCUGGUCCUGUGGAGCUUGCUGGCCUGCGUGGAAUGAAUGUGUGCAGCAGGAGACAAUCCUGGUCAACCGAAGUGAGGUGCACAUCCCAGCACGCUGCCUUCCUCCCCCAAAGUCGGCAGUGACUGUGAGGGUCACGGUGCGAAACCAUGGCAGUGAAGAGAGGCAAGACGAGCAAUGUCUGUACGUAACUGCAAAACAAGAACUGCAACUAGAAAUCAGGUGUGAAGCAAAUUGCAAGCCAGUAAAUGCUAGCAAGGAAGUUGUUUUGAGUGUCUCUGGGCUGAAGGAGUCGCAGGCAGUAUAUUAUAACUGGUAUUUAGAUAACACUUUCCAAACCAAGCCCACACCCCUCCCUCCAGCCUGCAGCCUGACUGGGUUUCGGCAGAGCUCUCUGAAUCUGCUUCAGAGCAACACAUCCAGGCUGACCAUGAACAGCUCCUUCUUGCAGACACAGGAAGAAGCUUUCCAGAUUAAAGUAACAGCAAUGGCUCCACAUGGAUACGGCGAGGCACGGUACCUCAUGAGCUCGGUGCCCGCGCCCUCCACGCCGGCCUGCGCUGUGUCUCCCUGGGAGGGAUCCGUGCUCACCACGUUCACGGUCUCCUGCAGUGCCUGCCUAGAGGAUCCGUGCGAGCCUAGCCGCAGCAGGCAGCUCACGUACUGCUUCUAUCUGAAACCAAAUUCUCUCUUGCACUGUGGCCCCGAUCCUGAACUCUUCCCAGUUUACCUUCCACUUGGAGAAGAGGAAAAUAAUUUCAUUUUACAUAUAACAAUUACUGUGAGCAACAACUUUGGGGAUACAGUUCAAACUAAUGCUUCUGUGAAGGUGGGACACACAGAUAUGACCAAGGGGAACCUCACCCUGCAGACCAUCGUAUCUGAGAAGGCCAACACCAUUCUCAAAGAGGGGAACAGCAGCACGAGUCUGUUCCAGCUGUAUAAGUCAGUGACCUCAGUUCUUAAUCAGGAGACCCAAGAGGAAAGUCUUAACGCAUCCUUACAGACCGACACACGAAAAGAGCUCCGAGGGUUGAUGCUGACAACGCUGUCUGCUGUUAACAUAACAUCAGUGCAAACUGCUCUUCAGAUGUCAGAAGUUUUGCAAGAAAUCACAUACAAGAGUGAAGAGCUCUCUAUCUCAGCACAGGUAGAAGCCAGCAACACCCUAAAAGAUGUCAGUGCUUCCUUGCUUACUGUAAACACGGAGGACAGCAGAGAUGAUCAGAAGAGAAAGGACGCAGCCAACUACCUAUUUAAUGCAGUUAGCAAUGUGCUUAAAGCUUCCAUACAAAACAGAGAUGUGAAUACCUCAGUGCCCGAGGCAGAACAGAGCUCAGUGUCAUCCCAGCUCUUGAAUACAGUUGAAAAUCUACAGAGUGCCCUUCUGUUUGGGAAAGAACCAGAUGAUGAACCAAUGGUCCUUACCACUCCUACUGCCACAAUGUAUAUAAACAGAUUACAAACAGAAAGCAUGGACAGGACAUCCAUUAAUGUCUCCAAUUCCAGCUCUGCCAGCUUUACUCUCCCACCUGCUUCUUCCCUCAGUGUUUCAGGACUUGAUGAUGAAACAGUGGAUAUAAGGAUGGUGAGCUUUGCAGCGAACCCCUUUUUCUCCAGUGACACCAGUUUUGAUGUCAGCGGAACAGUGGGAGGUUUAAGUCUUACCGGUUUGGAUGGUUUGAUCAUACCAGUCAGCAAUCUCAAAGAAAACAUUGAGAUUAUACUACCAAGGCUUUCAGCAAGUCAGGAAGACAGGAUUUUUUUGACCUUAGGCAAUUUUAGUGUUUUCCAAGUCAAUGUCACUUCAGAAAACACAUCUAUCGUGAUCCACCUGGAGUCUGAACAAGAUGUUCCACUGAUACUCUACUUAGGAUAUGGAUAUCGUCCAAAUGAAACUAAUUAUGAUAUGAAAAAUCACCUGUAAAAUAUUUAUGUUCCAGGUGAGGAAAACACCUGGGUUCUUAGUCCAGAAAACCUCUUUUUUGGCGAGGGAACUUAUUAUUUCCUGGUUUUACAAGAUAUGGGAAUGGAUUCUACAGUCAAUGACAGGCUAACCAUAGCUGUCACUUGCUUUGCAUCCCGCUGCGUAUUUUGGGAUGAGCACCAGGGGAAAUGGAAUAGCUAUGGAUGUCAUGUAGGACCCAAAACUAAUCCUAGAAGCACACAGUGCCUCUGCAACCACCUGACCUUCUUUGGGAGCUCCUUCUUCGUCAUACCCAAUGCCAUUGAUGUUAGCAAAACUGUAGAGCUAUUUGGUACAUUCGUGGACAACCCCGUGGUGGUGACAACUGUAGGCUGUAUCUUUCUGGUGUAUGUGCUUGUGCUUAUUUGGGCUCGAAGGAAAGACAUCCAGGAUGAUGCCAAAGUGAAAAUCACAGUACUGGAAGACAACCACCCCUUUGCUCAGUAUCGUUAUCUCGUGACAGUGUUUACAGGACACCGCCGAGGGGCAGCCACAACCUCCAAGGUGACUCUCACCCUCUACGGCCUGGAGGGAGAGAGCGAGCCACACCAUCUAACCGACCCCGACACUCCAGUCUUCGAGCGGGGCGGGGUGGAUGUUUUCCUGCUCUGCACUCUCUUCCCUCUUGGGGAACUGCAGAGUAUUAGACUGUGGCAUGAUAAUUCAGGGUACAGUCCAUCCUGGUAUGUGAAUCGUGUAUUGGUCCAUGACCUGGCAUGGGACCAGAAAUGGUACUUCCUCUGUAACUCUUGGCUAGCCAUUGAUAUUGGAGAGUGUGUCCUCGAUAAAGUGUUCCCAGUAGCUACAGAACAGGACAUGAAGCAGUUUAGCAAUCUGUUUUUCAUGAAGACCUCCAAGGGCUUCCAAGACGGACACAUCUGGUACUCGGUUUUCAGCCGCUCCCCACGAAGCUCCUUCACACGAGCCCAGCGCGUGUCAUGCUGCUUCUCACUGCUGCUCUGCACCAUGCUGACGAGCAUCAUGUUCUGGGGAGUGCCAAAGGAUCCCGCAGAGCAGAAAAUGGACUUGGGCAAGAUCGAGUUCACGUGGCAGGAGGUGAUGAUUGGCUUCGAGAGCUCCCUCCUCAUGUUCCCCAUCAACCUGCUCAUUGUGCAGAUCUUCAGGAACAUCCGAUCCCGGCCAGCCACGCAGGGGAGGGAGAAGAAGCCAGGGAAGAGCGGGCGCGUGUCGCCCAGCCUGCCUCCCACAGGCGCCCUCACCCAGGCUGUCUCCCUUACUCCAGAGGCAGACAUAAGGAGAAUUGCCAACUCAUUGUUUAAAGCCCUGAAGACUCCAUCACUCACCUCCAUAUCAGACCUUGGAAAAUCAACUAAUAUCAACACACUUUUGGCACUGGUUGAGGACAUCAUCUGCCAGCAGAACAGAGCUGGGCACGAGUUUUAUGAUGACAGUAAAAAGAAGGAUGACCCUAUAAUUCUCACAAUAGGUGCUGUGGAUAUGCAAGAAAAAACAAGCCCAACUCCAGAGAAGGGAAUGUAUGAGCAGCUGAAAUACAGUGACUACAACCGCUGCUUGUACAUGCAGCUCCAGCACGUAGAGAUGGAGCUGGAACUAGUGGGGCCCCACGCGUUUCAGAUGCCUCAGAGUUACACACAAGCCGUUCGGCAGGUUCAGCACAUGAAGAACCUCCUGGAGAGCCGGAUCUGCUCAGCAGCAGCCAGCAGCGAGAGUUUCUCCAGGGAUGGCAAGAAAGGCCCUUCUUCCAAGGGGCUGCCCUGGUGGUUUGUGUUUAUUGGAUGGUUCCUUGUUGCAGCCACCAGUGGUGUGUCUGGGUUCUUUACUAUGCUCUAUGGGCUGCAUUACGGCAAGGAAAACUCCAUCAAGUGGCUCAUCUCCAUGGCCAUUUCCUUCUUUGAAAGUCUUUUCAUCACACAGCCCUUAAAGGUGCUGGGAUUUGCUGCCUUUUUUGCUCUGGUUCUGAAGAAGGUGGAGCAGGAGGAUGAAGAAAGCACUGCCAUUGAUGGGUCUUUAUCUGCUCCAGGUGAUUCAAAUCCUCUCUUUGGAGUCAGACGGGACAGCAGAAGCAACAUCUACCAGCCACCUCCUGCAUCAGAUGUUGAGAAAAUGAAAGUCAAUUGCAUGAAGGAGCAAAAGGCAUUUGCCCUCAUCAGAGAAAUCCUAGCAUAUCUGGGAUUUUUAUGGAUGCUGCUCUUGGUUGCCUAUGGACAGAGAGAUCCCAAUUCCUACUACUUAAACAAGCACAUUGAGAACAGCUUUACAGAUGGAUUCCAGGAUAUUUAUAGUUACCAGGAUUUUUUCACAUGGGCAAAUACUACCUUAGUGAAAAAUCUUUAUGGAUCAUACAAAGGAUUCAUUACAGAUGGCAAUUCCAAGCUAGUGGGUAGUGCCCGAAUUCGACAAGUAAGAGUGAAAGGAGACACGUGCCCCGUUGCUGCCCAGCUCCAGCGGGCGAUUCGGGAAUGCCGUGCCCCGUACACCUUCCACAGCGAAGACACCUCAGGCUACGGGGAACACUGGAACGCUUCAGCCUUUGAUAACUCCUCCGAUUUGAGCUCAGCGUGGCAGUACCAGAGUCAGGCCCAACUAAGAGGGCACCCAAUCUGGGGCAAAUUCGCCGUGUACCGGGGAGGAGGAUACGUGAUUCACCUGGGAACAGAUCCUCACAAUGCCUCCAGAAUUCUCCAGUACCUUUUCACCAAUGUCUGGCUAGACACCUUUACAAGAGCAGUGUUCGUGGAAUUUACAGUCUACAACGCCAACGUGAAUCUUUUCUGCAUCGUAACUCUGAUGUUUGAAACAAAUGCUCUAGGGGCCUUCUUCACAAGUGCAGAGCUGCAAAGUAUCCGGCUUUACCCAUACACCAGUAGUCUCCACAUCUUUGUCAUUGCAGCAGAAGUGAUUUAUUUCUUCUUUAUUCUCUACUACAUGGUAAUACAGGUGAAACUUAUGAAGACUCUGAAAUGGAGAUAUUUCCAGAGCAAGUGGAAUCUCCUGGAGCUGGCCAUUAUAGUGACCAGCUGGAGCGCCCUGUCCGUGUUUGUGAAGCGGACGAUCCUAGGGAGCCGAGACAUCAGCUACUACCAGGAGCACAAAGACGACUCUGUAAGCUUUAACGAAACAGCAAGAGCUGAUGCAGUUCUGGGUUACCUGAUUGCUUUCCUAGUACUUCUGUCCACAGUAAAACUGUGGCAUCUGCUGAGGCUCAACCCCAAACUAAACAUGAUCACUUCAACCCUACGGAGGGCCUGGGGCGAUAUCUCUGGGUUCAUCACUGUUAUUGCAAUCAUGUUCCUUGCCUAUUCCAUUGCCACAAACCUGAUAUUUGGCUGGAAGCUCUACUCCUACAAAACUCUCUUUGAUUCGGCAGAGACAAUGGUCAGUCUUCAGCUGGGGAUCUUCAACUAUGAGGAGGUCUUGGACUGCAAUCCAAUUCUAGGCUCCUUCUUAAUUGGCUCCUGCAUCAUUUUCAUGACAUUUGUGGUGCUGAAUUUGUUCAUUUCGGUGAUCCUGGUUGCUUUCAGUGAGGAGCAGAAGCAUUACCAGGCUUCUGAAGAAGAGGAGAUUGUUGAUCUAAUGCUAAUGAAGCUUUUCAGUUUCCUUGGGGUUAAAUGCAAGAAGGAGGAGAAGCCAACCACUAAUGAUCAACAGGACUAACCCGUGAGAAACAACUGGGAGCUAUAAUGAAAACCCGCUUUGUUCCCGGCCGCGCAGCUGACACGC
Molecule: messenger RNA, 7620 nt
Organism: Nothoprocta perdicaria
Lineage: Eukaryota; Metazoa; Chordata; Aves; Tinamiformes; Tinamidae
Gene: PKD1L2
Product: polycystin 1 like 2
Exons: 43
Biological process (GO): detection of mechanical stimulus
Cellular component (GO): membrane
Molecular function (GO): calcium ion binding; calcium channel activity; protein binding
Source: RefSeq, a predicted model, not a curated record